Babesia ovata is the source of this 1281-nucleotide messenger RNA. RefSeq names its product tRNA nucleotidyltransferase. The record is from RefSeq and is a predicted model, not a curated record. Bases 1 to 1281 code for a protein of 426 amino acids. Gene Ontology annotation, molecular function: ATP:3'-cytidine-cytidine-tRNA adenylyltransferase activity; RNA binding. NCBI's taxonomy places the organism in Eukaryota, Apicomplexa, Aconoidasida, Piroplasmida, Babesiidae. Gene Ontology annotation, biological process: tRNA 3'-terminal CCA addition. The transcript is spliced from 5 exons.
AUGUCGGAGCCUACGGAACCGGUUGGAUACAUUAGCCCGAAGGAUUCCGUAGUCAUUAUCGCUGACCUCUAUCGCGGUGGAGCCAAUAGCAAGGACGGGCAAAGUGUUACCAUCGAAAUCACGAAAGACGAAGAGGCUCUGUUCAACCUUUUGAAAGAAUGUGCGGUUUAUAAUAGUUUAAGUAUGGAUUUCAGAGUUGCGGGUGGUUGGGUAAGAGAUAAGCUCCUGAAACUCGAGAGCAAGGAUAUAGAUAUUGCAUUGGAACAGAUGACUGGUGUUGAGUUUUGUAACUAUCUCAACGCAUUCACCGAAAAGCACAUGGGAUUCUACAAAACAGUGGGUGUGGUGAAGCGUAGGCCGGAACAAUCAAAGCAUCUAGAAACAGCGACUCUAUCUAUCCUCGGAUUGAACGUUGAUUUUGUUAAUCUGAGAAGUGAGGAUUAUGCAGACGACAGUCGGAUACCGAUUAUGAGGAUAGGAUCUCCAUCUGAAGACGCAAUGCGCAGGGACUUCACUAUCAACUCGCUGUUCUAUAACAUUUCAAAAAAUGCAAUCGAAGAUUACACUGGCAAAGGCAUCGAUGACCUUAAAUCACGAAUUAUACGCACGUGCUCUCCUGCAUUUGGUACCUUCAUGGAUGAUCCUUUAAGGGUUAUCAGGGCAGCUCGAUUCAGCGCAAGACUGGGAUACAAAUUGGACGAGGAUAUUUGGACUGCCAGUUCGCACCCGUCAAUUCUGAAUCAAUUGGCUAACAAAGUGGCCAAGCCAAGAAUCGCUCAAGAACUCGACGACAUGCUUACCAGAGGUGAUGUCACGAAAGCCUUCGAAACAAUGAACCUCUGGGGUGUAUUACCUUAUUUGGUUAGGGAGCAACAAUGUAAGCUGUCCUGUUUUUCUUCUAAUAGCGCAGGUGACUCGCCAAGUGAUCAGCAGAUCAGCGUUGGAUGCAAAAUCAUGGCGUUGGUGCGAGAUUGCCUGGGAAACGUUGGUUGGAAUAAUAUAGAUCGCAAACUUCUAUAUCUUUCUGCUUUUUGUUUUCCUCUUAGCAGUGAACCGCCCGUUGGGAAGUGUACGUACAUAGAACACGUUAUUAAGUGUCGUCUCAAACUUCCUAAUAAAUUGGCAUCCGGAGCGAAAACCAUAGUAGAAGGAAGCGAAGAGCUCGCUGAACUGGUCAACGGCCUACCCUCAAACACGGAAGACCUACGAGAAACGCUAGGGACCGCGAUACGCCACAUAGGGCCGCUCUGGAGGGUUAAAUUCCGUGUUAACAAAUCAUAG